Molecule: messenger RNA, 1661 nt
Organism: Labeo rohita (rohu)
Lineage: Eukaryota; Metazoa; Chordata; Actinopteri; Cypriniformes; Cyprinidae
Gene: znf410
Product: zinc finger protein 410
Exons: 12
Coding region: 342-1622 (426 amino acids)
Biological process (GO): regulation of transcription by RNA polymerase II
Molecular function (GO): RNA polymerase II cis-regulatory region sequence-specific DNA binding; DNA-binding transcription factor activity, RNA polymerase II-specific
Source: RefSeq, a predicted model, not a curated record
CAAAGCGUCUAAUUCAAUGAAAGGCUAAAAAAAACUCAGGGUUUUCCACACUCGUUUCCAUUACACUGGUCAAAACUGAGAGUGUUUUCUUCACCCAGAAGUACACGAGUCUCUCCGUCCUCUCGUCCGCGCACGACCCGGAAGUGCUCGCCGUCUGUCUUUGUGUUGUUGUUUAGCUCUGCUGCUCACUGUCAAACAUCAGCGGCUUCAGAACAGCGCGAUGAAGGCCUCAUUUGUGUCCGUGAGUGAGGUGUGAUGAUGUGCAGAUGAUGGACGAGAGCUGCUCUCUCUGACCCAGAGCCACAUGAACCGCUUGAACCUGGUUACAUUAGGCUGAAUCCAUGCUUUCUGAUGAACUUGACUCCAAACCUGAGCUGUUGGUUGAGUUUGUUCAGAACGCAUCCAUCCCGCUGGGCCAGAGUCUGGAGGAGUCGGACACCAAAGCGUCCUGCGUCCCUCUGCUGUCGUCCUCACAGAACGCCCUCUGCGGCCCGCUAGAACUGCCAGAGAGCGCUCUGAGUCAUGCCGCCUCCCCGUCGCUGUCAGAGUUCGGCCCAGAGCGAAGCCCAUUGGUGGUUCAGCUCCAGUCUCCUCCCCCUCCAGCACAAACUCCGCCCACCAUCCUGCAGGACCUCCAGAACCACGACAGCACAUCUUAUGUUCUGCUGAACUUGGCCAAAGGGUUGGCGGCGUCUGCCGAGCCGCUGGUGUUCGUUCAGGACGAUGUGGACGAGGCGCAGGAGGAGAUUUCGGCCGGGGACUGCGGCGACGGCAGCGCCCCGUGGUACCUGCGGGUCCAGGAACUGGCUCACGACAGCCUGAUCGCCGCCACACGCGCGCAGCUGGCCAAAGACGCGCGGGCCAGCAGCAACAGUGACCACAUCCACAGCUGUCAAUCAGAGGGGCCGAAGAAGGAGCCGCUGCCUCGGGUCGGUCGCUCCGCGUCAGAGAAGAUCCACCGAUGCCCGUAUGAGAACUGCCACCGCACCUUCACCUAUCCAGCGCACCUGAAAUACCACCUGAAGACACACAGGAACGACCGUACGUUCCGCUGUGGAGCCGAGGGUUGUGGGAAGAGUUUCUAUGUGCUGCAGCGGCUGCAGGUUCACAUGAGGAUCCACAACGGAGAGAAACCCUUCAUCUGCAACGAGAAGAACUGCGGCAAGAAAUUCACCACCGCUGGCAACCUGAAGAACCACAAACGCACACACACCGGUGAAAAGCCCUUCCUGUGUGAUGUUGAUAGUUGCGGCCGAUCUUUCGCAGAAUAUUCCAGUCUGCGCAAACACAUGCUCGUACACUCUGGUGAGAAGCCGCACGUGUGCUCGAUCUGCGGGAAGACGUUCUCUCAGAGCGGCAGCAGAAACGUCCACAUGAAGAAGAGGCACAGCGACGAGGCGCUGGCGUCCGACAGCAGAGACACGGGUGAGGCGCUCACUCAGAGCAGUCUGUUGGAGGCGGACGGCGGCAGCAGUGAUUCCAUGGUCAACAUGAAUCUGCAUCACGCCAUCUUACCCAAUCAAGGUGCGGCGGAUGCGGUCGUGGUUCUGACUCCGCCCCAUGACCUGGUCACCAUGACGACGGCCCACUCAUACAGCGACGACGUGGUGGCUCUGCUCUAGCGCUCUGCUGCUUUUGUAAAUAAACUCUUUUAAGAAACA